Messenger RNA from Peronospora matthiolae, 822 nucleotides. The record is from the annotation of a GenBank genome assembly. Lineage: Eukaryota; Oomycota; Peronosporomycetes; Peronosporales; Peronosporaceae.
AUGUCCGGCUCACUGAUGCCUGUGGCACAACCUUCGAACACCCCAAAUCCGUUCGCUGAACGUGGAGGUGCGAGCGCGCCACCAGCGCAGUAUGCAGCGUCUGGGUAUGAUGAGACUAUCAUCACGAACCCGCUCGAUGAGCAACAACAACUGCUUGUUCAAAGAGAAGAAAACGCUCAGCGUCAUGUACAAAUGGCUACAACCCUUGGACGCCAGCGUGACUAUGUGUUCACCCCACCCAGUGUGGAGGAACGUCUACGUCAAGCUGCCGGCCAAACAUUGGCAACGUGGGUCAUUGGCCAUGAGCCUAAGACUCCUGAGGAGGUGGUGAGCUGCCAGGCACUUCGCGAGAGGUACCUGGAGCCGCACCUAACGACUCAAAGUCAAUACAAGGCACGUCUUGACAUGCAAGCGCGUGGUACACCGGUUCCACCGAUCAAGGGUAUACCCAUUCUCUUGUUCGCAGGAGAAAUCGUGAGCGAAGAAGACGAUGCCUUUGUUCACUGGACGCACUAUGUGCGUCGCCUCAGCAACAUUUUUGCUCUAAGGGCUAGUGCCAGUGUGGCUGACGUGCGUCUUGAACGCAAGCUUCGGUAUGAUUAUGCCAAGCUUAAGGCCAGAGGCCAAUUGCGCAAGCGCACGCGCUAUGCUUCGGCUACUAAGGUAGCCGCGAGUGCUGGUCAGUCUGUGGCCGACAACCCUAAAUCCGCACCACUAGUGGUGGGGAACGGCCUCGGCCUCGAGACGACCAUGGCCACGAUGCUCAAAAGCCUCCAAAGCAUAUGGGCAGUCUUGCCGAAGGGGUACCUCAAAUUCCCAUGA